UCAGCCGCACCCUAACCUUAUAUAAUGUAAUCAAUCGGCCCUGUUUCUUCUCUUUCUUCGUCUGCUCAGCUUGGUCAUACUACAUAUUUUCUCUGCCGAUAAAUCUCUCCCUUGAGGCUCACAGGAGAGGAACCCGCUGUAUAGCUUCCAACAUGAGUAAGCUCCAGAGUGAGGCAUUGAGAGAGGCCAUCUCUACUAUUAUGACUGCAUCCAAAGAGAAGAAGCGGAACUUCACUGAGACAAUUGAGCUCCAAAUCGGGCUUAAAAAUUAUGAUCCCCAGAAGGAUAAGCGUUUCAGUGGUUCGGUGAAGCUGCCACAUAUUCCUCGACCCAAAAUGAAAAUUUGCAUGCUUGGAGAUGCUCAGCAUGUUGAGGAGGCAGAGGGAAUAGGUCUUCAAUGGAUGGAUGUGGAAGCAUUGAAGAAACUAAACAAAAAUAAGAAAUUGGUCAAGAAACUUGCCAAGCAGUAUCAUGCCUUUUUGGCCUCUGAAUCUGUCAUCAAGCAGAUUCCUCGUCUUCUGGGUCCUGGUCUUAACAAGGCAGGAAAGUUCCCCACCCUCGUGACCCACCAAGAGUCCCUGGAGUCAAAAGUGAAUGAAACAAAAGCAACAGUCAAAUUCCAACUGAAGAAGGUGCUUUGCAUGGGAGUGGCUGUUGGGAACUGUGCUAUGGAGGAGAAACAAGUCUUCCAAAAUGUGCAGAUGAGUGUCAAUUUCUUGGUGUCUUUGUUGAAGAAAAACUGGCAGAAUGUGAAGUGCCUACACCUCAAGACUACCAUGGGAGCACCACAACGCGUCUUUUAAGUUCUUUAGUUUGAAUUUUUCGAAGAUUUGUACCAGAGUUAUUUACAGGAGUAUUUUCGCUUGAAUGGUCAAUUUUUCUCAUUGUAUGGCUGUCUGUUUUGUUCUAUGGAAUUUGCGAUUUAAUGAUAUAAUUUUAGACUUGGCUUAUAGCUUCAA
Molecule: messenger RNA, 959 nt
Organism: Manihot esculenta (cassava)
Lineage: Eukaryota; Viridiplantae; Streptophyta; Magnoliopsida; Malpighiales; Euphorbiaceae
Product: 60S ribosomal protein L10a-2
Exons: 5
Coding region: 153-803 (216 amino acids)
Biological process (GO): translation
Cellular component (GO): large ribosomal subunit
Molecular function (GO): RNA binding; structural constituent of ribosome
Source: RefSeq, a predicted model, not a curated record